This is a messenger RNA of Caenorhabditis sp. 36 PRJEB53466, 5268 nucleotides long. NCBI's taxonomy places the organism in Eukaryota, Metazoa, Nematoda, Chromadorea, Rhabditida, Rhabditidae. The record is from the annotation of a GenBank genome assembly.
AUGUUUCGCUCAAUAUCUGGCAGUUUUCCGAAAGUUUCGACUAGGCUGGUUUCUAAUGGAAUUAAAUCGAAGGCAACGCAAUCUGGUGUUCUCAAUCCAGCACUUGCCUCUACGGGAGAGCUUCUAUCCUCUUUCCCGUAACGUAAAGACGUAUUAUCCCCUUAUCGUUAAAUUUUUAAAGAGAUGCGUAUCCGGACUUUCUCCAGUCGUCCGUUUGGAACCGUCGUAAUUCUUUGAAAAAUGAACUUGAGCGACAAGAUAUGCUGGAAAGACGCAUGAACAUUGAUAUUCCGGAGUUCUAUGUUGGUGAGUGAUCAUUGGCUAUAUUUUUCCAAUCAGUCGGGGACUUCCAGGUUCUAUUGUCGCUGUAACAAUGUCGGAUCAAAACUUAGGUUCGAAGGAACACAGAUUCGUUGGCAUUUGCACUCGCAGAGAAAAGGAAGCACUUCUUCAUCAGUUCACUUUAAGAAAUACAAUUGAGAACAUGGGUCAGUUUAGUUUUUCAAUAUUUUUUUUUUGAAAUUCGGGUCACAACCAUGAUUUUUUCCAAUUCUACACCAUAAUUGCGGUAAAAUUUUCGCGUGUACUCGAAAAUUCUCAGUGGACACAAUGAAAAGUUGAAAUUUUUUGAGAUGAUUUUUCUCAAAAAAAAAAACGGGAACUAUAAUAGAUAUCAAAAAGUUAUUAUUUAAUUAAUCUUUCUUAUAUAUAAAACACAAGAGGCGUCUUACGGUGAACAUUUGUAAAUAUGGUUUGAAUUUCAUGCCCGUAUUUUGUCGCUGCGUAACGACUCACGCGCGUGCUAAAGGGGGUACGGUUUGCGAUUCGGAGCGAUGAAACAGACUCGAGCAUGUUCACAAAUGUUCAGCGUGCGUCUGCUCAGGUAAAUCGUUUGUAAUCUAGCUAUCUAAUUCGCGUUUCUAACCGGACCUAAUUAGAUUGCAAAUUUACUGCGAUUAGAUUGCAAAUUCUUCUAACUGGACUGAUAAAUUUUCUAAUUAGAUUGACAAAGCUAAUUUCGCAAAAACACUCUCAGCGAUUUGAAGUGAGGAAACAGCGGCGGAAAGCGUGUCGAACACACUUACAACCGUGUUUCGCCACAGUGCCGCCGCUGUUUCGCCAGAACUCCGCCAGAACAGUGCGUUGUUUUCCGUUGAAACGGCGUUCCUCCGCCGUUUCGACAAAAGCGCCGCGGCUGUGGUCUCGCCACGAGCUUGGCGAAACAGCGGUCAUCCGCGGUUUCCUCAAAACGCCUCUUUCGCCGCUUUUUCCUCACUUCAAAUCGCUGAGCUGAUAUUAGAUUCAAAAUUUAUCUAAUUAGAUUAAAAUUUCGGGCAAACCUAGCUAGAUUAUGUCUAGAUUUCAAAAUCAGCUAGCUAGAUUUAGAAAUCGGUAGCAAUCUAACUAGGUCCGGCUAGAAACGAGAAUUAGCUAGUUAGAUUAGAAACGAUUUGCCUGAGUGUCUGUCUUUUUGUGAGUCCGCUGAGCGCAACAGAAAGAAUGGCGGACCGGACAAAACCGAGAACGUGGCUUUUUAGGACGGUUAGCGGACCCACUGUGCUCGGACGCAAGAGAUAUACAGUUACCUUUUCAGUAGGUACCCGUUACGACCUCAUGUUAAACGAGAAUGAUGAUACUAUGUAUGAUUUCAGGAGUCGAGGUCGUAUAUGAUUUAUACAAUCCAACAAUCAGAAAAAUUGAAACACUGAAGUUGGAAAAACGAAUGGAUGACGAUUUAAAAUAUCUCGUUGAUGCUCUUCCAGAGUAUUCGACAUUUGACUUCCAUAUGGAACCGCAGGCACAUGCAGCUGGCGCGCCUAUUCCUGUCAAUGAACUUAAGGUGAAUCGGCGCUACAGUAUAAUAAAACUGGGCAAAAUAGAAUAGAACCGUGACAGAAUAGAACUGCGACGUAAUAGAGCUGCGCGGAAUAGAACCGGCCAUAUUAUAGGGGCACCGGACAGAAAAGGCGCGCUGUUCGCAAUCUGGCCGAAUUUCUAGGCCGCGAAGUAAUUUUCCACUGAAAACGUGGCCUAACUUUUUAAACUCGGCCCCGAGGUCGCUCAAUUUGCAGUGCAGAAAGAGCUUCUCAACAGAGCGCCAUUUCUGUGCGGUGCCCCUAUAAUAAUAGAAGUGCGACAAAAUAGAACUGCGCAAAACAGAACUGCGACACAAUAGAACUGUUCAGAGCGCCUUUCUGUAGAAAAAUCGUUUUCUAAAGUACUCGGCAAAGGCGCGCCACUUUUGCGCAAACUUUACGCAGCUUCUGCUGGCUAGUUGAAAAAAGCUUCCGUUUUUUUCGUUUUUUUACACCGCUGAUUUGGGUUUUUGACGUAAAAAAACGAAAAAAAAAUCAUUUUUUUCACAGCCUGAAUAACCCCAUUAUAAAAUUCUCUGCUAAUUCACUGAAACACUUCUGAUUCAUGAAUCGGAGGAGUAACGGCCGUGUCUAUGCCGCGUCUUUUCGCCUUCCGCCAAAAAAAUUUGAAUUCCGCCUUUCAAAAAAUCGAUUCCGCUCAACUCUGGUUCCACUUCUCUUCUGAAUCAUAUCGCACGUAAUCAUAUAACAGUCUUAAUUCGAACGGAACUCACCGAGUCUCCUUUCGAGACAAAUGACUUGGACACUUUUUGACUGAAGUCGAUAGUUUCGUCCGGAUCCAUUUUUCUCUUCACAGUGGCUCAUGUUCUAUCUAAACCAGAAAAGAAUGUGAUAUAGUACAAAAGUACGAGCAUGUGAAUCGUUCAAACAUCUUGAAUAAUUGUGAAGUAGCUCGAAUUCAAGUGAUUUCAUACAAAUUUUCAAUAACACUCGCUUCUAACCGAUGAUCUCAAAUUAGUCAAUUCUUGUUUGAAACAAGUUUUUUGAGCAUUUUCAAGUCAGAUUCGUUCAAGCCUCUCGAUUCGCUAGAACCUGAUAUCAGAUUUUUGGCCAAAAUGAAGCCAGGCCCAACAAGGAUCAGACUGGCUUGAGCGCCAAACUCCAGGCUGACAUUGCCCACUUUUAGGACUUCAUAUGGAAGGUUUGAAACAUGACAUGUUUGAGUUUGGUGUCAAUCGGUUCAGUUUCAACCGAGUUAUGAGCUCCCGAUUGUUGAAGUGUAGAAAACCAACAUUUUUCAGUACAUUUCUGUUCAGUACAUUUUUUCAGUACAUUUUUCAGUACAUUUCUGUUGGUUUUCUUCACUUCAACAAUCGGGAGCUCAUAACUCGGUUGAAACUGAACCGAUUGACACCAAACUCAAAUAUGUCAUGUUUCAAACCUUCCUUAUGAAGUCCUAAAAGUGGGCAAUGUCAGCCUGGAGUUUGGCGCUCAAGCCAGUCUGAUCUUUGUUGGGCCUGGCUUCAUUUUGGCCAAAAAUCUGCUAUCAGGCACGGCCCGGCGUUUCAUACAUAGGACUUUCGGUUUGUUCAAUAUAUCUUCAGAAAUCGAACAUAGGGACCUCUGAUUUUUUGAUGAGUUUAAUUUUACUGGGUUCUUCAAAAUGAGCCAGGUCAGAGGUAAAUGUAAGGUUUCUGAGAGAAGUUACAGCUUCACAAUUUCCACUCCUCCGUAUGCUUUGCCGGCCCGUGAUCAGGUUCUAACGAAUCGAGAGGCUUGAACGAAUCUGACUUGAAAAUGCUCAAAAAACUUGUUUCAAACAAGAAUUGACUCAUUUGAGAUCAUCGGAGUCCCCCGGCUCCACUCCCGAGCUCCACACAGAACAUGAGGCCAAACCUGGGAGAGUGACCCUAGGUGGCGUCGGGGUCAAGGCUUCAAAAAGGCUUUUUGGACAUCCUAUAUGUGCAAAAAACCCCAUUCAAGAUCACGUUUAUCAGUUUAAGACGAUUCCAGAGUGUUUUCAGGGGUGGCCCUAUACUUAUGAAACGUUUGCAGCUGCAACAUUUUUGUUUGGGAAAGACGAUAUAUUCAAUUUUAGGGGUGGCCCUAUACUUAUGAAACGCACUGAAUAAUAUGUUUGUUUUCCGUUAUUCUUACAUCGCCGAAUUGUGCUUUUUGACGUAAAAAACGGAAAAAAUAAUUUUUUUCACACCCUGAAUAACCCCAUUACUUUGAAAUGCCCCGAUAGUACACCACUUGGGUACAAAGGGAGCUUUCGAGACAAAGACUCAAGCUUAAUAGAAUUUUCAUUUUUCGAAAAUUUGCGUCGAAGAAUUCUCAAACUGAACUUUUGAUUUUCACGCGAUUGUCAAUAGACUUGUUGUUCGUGCCGCGUCCAAAGUCUCGGAAAAACCGGAAAAACCGUAGGUUUUUCUGUCCAAAGUCGGCCGACAUUUGCGUGAAAAACGGGGAUGCGCACAGCUGAACGAAUUUAACCGUACCCCUAAAACUACGGUAAUUUUUGAAAAUUUGCGUAAAUAUCCUCAGGAAAUUCCUCAGAAAAAAAAACCUGCGGUUUUUCGGUUUUUCCGAGACUUUGGACGUGGCAUAUUCAACGAGCGUGAGUGUCGGAAGUGAUUAAGCACGUUAAUACAAGUAUUUUAAGCGUUCAAACGGGAAAAAGUAUCGGCGAAUGACCGAAAUUCGCGCAUUUUCAGCACAAAACUUAAAAUCGAUUCAAUUGAUUCAUUUCUGAAUGAAACGUGCUCGUUUUAAGCUCAAAAAGUGCGCGAUGAUUAGUUUAACCAAGGUAAGCAAUUACAUCGUCGAAACCCGUACAAAAUUUGGGUAAUUUUUGACGAAAAACAUGAAAAAUGGGGUUAAAUUUCGAAUUUCGCGCCAAAUGGUGAUAAACCGUGCACGCUAGGCCACGCCCCUUUCUACGUUUUUGGUCGCCGUGGCGAGCUAAAACGUAAAUUAAACGUUUAAAAACAUGCACUGCAUGGUGUAGCAAGAAAUUUAAUUGGCAUUUUAAGGUCAAAUUGAAAAAUAAUCCGUGGACUCGGCGCUGGGAGUUGUUGGGUUACCGUGGAAUUCAAGAUCUAUGGACACAAGUGACUCCUUGGUACAAGAGAAAGCUAACGAAAACCAAGGUAUUUAAAUUUGACCAUCCGUCAAUUCUUGUUCAUUUCAGGUUACUGACUACGAAAAGUAUGAUCUUAUCUACCACUACAGAACUUCGUCGACUGCUGAACAAGAUAAAUUCGUCCAAGUAAAAAUUCAAGAGUGAGUUCACUCACUUGUCGUUUAGUAUUAAAAAAAAAUGACAAGAAUGAUAUGAGGAAGAAAAACUUCGUUUCAUUCUCGCUUAAAUUUCAGAUUCGAGAAAGAGAGACACUCUGCAGGACUAACGCGUCGUCGUAUCCUUAAAAGUGCAUCGGCAAAUAAAUAG